AUGAUUCCCUCCAUUGCUCUUGUGGCCCUUGCUGCCAGCCCGGCCUUCGCCGGUGUGAUGCAGGCUCGUGGUGAGGACUUUGUCCGUCCCGUCGAGCACCACUCGUCGGAGCACCACUCGGUGUCGACCACCCCGUGCACCACCUCGACCACCACUCAGCCGACUACCAGCACCACCACCACCCACCACAGCACCACCCCGUGCACCACUAGCACCAAGUCGACCACCACCCACCACAGCACCACCCCGUGCACCACCAGCACCAAGCCGACCACCACCACCACCAAGCCGGUCACUACCCACACCACCUCCACUCAUGUGAAGCCCACCACCAAGACCAUCACUGUUGUGACCACCUCUUGCCCUGUCACCUCCACGGUUGUCAGCUCUGGUUCCCACACCUUUACUGUCCCUGUCACCGAGACUAGCACCAUCACCCAGACCAGCACUGUUGUCUGCACCGAGUGCGAGAACAUCCCCACCAUCAUCAACAAGGUCUCCAGCUCGGUCCCCAGCUCGGCCCAGUCCAUCCCUGUUAUCCCUGCUCAGCAGACCACCGCCCCCGCUCAGCAGGCAUCUGCUCAGCCCUCCCAGCCUGCUGCUGCCUCCCCCGCUCAGCCCGAGCAGCCCGCUGCCUCUCCUGCUCAGCCUGAGACUCCUGCUGCCUCUCCUGCUCAGCCCGAGACUCCUGCUCAGCCCAAGACUCCUGCUCAGCCCGAGACUCCUGCUCAGCCCGAGACUCCUGCUCAGCCCCAGACUCCUGCUGCCUCUCCCGCUCAGCCCGAGACUCCUGCUCAGCCCGAGACCCCUGAGACCCAGCCCUCCACCCCCGCUCAGCAGAACCCCAGCACCAGCUCCGUCCCCUUCCAGGGCGCUGCUUCCAACACCAAGCCCGUUGCUGGCCUCCUGGCCGGUGUCGUCGGCCUGAUGGCUCUUCUGUAA
Molecule: messenger RNA, 942 nt
Organism: Penicillium waksmanii
Lineage: Eukaryota; Fungi; Ascomycota; Eurotiomycetes; Eurotiales; Aspergillaceae
Gene: cspA
Product: putative cell surface protein
Exons: 2
Coding region: 1-942 (313 amino acids)
Source: RefSeq, a predicted model, not a curated record